AUUGGCACGAUGAUUCGCGUGGUGGCGGGGACGUAUGAAGGCUUGCUGUACGGUUGGGAGUGCCCCACUGUGGCUGCGGGCGAGCGCGCCAAAAUGAAGCUCACCUUCGGAUAUGCAGCACACUCGGAGUGCAUUAAGAGUGUGGCUCUUAUGGCCGCCAAGCAGGGAAAGACACUUCUGUCCGGUGGCAGUGACGAGAUGAUCAAGUGCGUUCGUUGGUCUUAGCUUGAUGGUAGUAUGGUCUGCAUCGAGCGAACGACAUGCUAAUAUGCUGCUGUGUUAUUGCACACAGAAUUUACAAUGUGGACAAGCGCGUGGAGGUCGGCAGCCUCAUGGAACAGCACGGAGCUAUCACUAGCCUCGAGUUCUUCGGUCAGAGCCACGUGCUCAGCGGCAGCGCCGACAAUUCCAUCUGCAUUUGGCGUACGUCAGACUGGAAUUGUCUGCAUAUUCUCGGUGGUCACAAGGGAGAGAUCAACUCGAUUGCGGUGCACCCUAGUGGAAAGCUGUGCUUCUCAGUGGCACGCGACCGCACACUGCGCAUGUGGAACCUCGUAAAGGGUCGUAUUGCCUUCAUUCGCCGGCUAGAAAAGGAGGCAGAACUAGUCAUGAUCUCGCAGAAGGGCACGCACUACGCUCUCGGCUUUGGCAAGGACUUGUCAGUGUUCAACAUGAACGCAGAGCUGGUGGGUACAUUGGAGCACUCAAAGAAGAUUCACUGCGCUGCAUUCGCCACGGAUGAGUACGUCGUCUGCGGUGGUGACGACAAGCAUAUUUAUAUCUGGAAGACCAACGGAACGCUGGUUGGAAAGAUGACACACAAAGAUAUUGACGCCCGCAUCCGAUGCCUACAAGUUGUGUAUCCGCAUGGUGAAGACAAGCUGCCGUGGAUUGUGUUGGCUACUUCUGACGGCGCGUUCCAGAUCUGGGAUUUCGCCUCUUUCACUAUGGAUGAGUCGUCCCCCGAGGAGGCCAACAAGUCGGUGGAGCCGAUUGCCUCGACUGUACUUCUUACCAAACCUCGUGUCACCUGCCUGUCCGUGUGCGUUGCGAAUGAAAAGGUCGCUGUGGGAGCUACCGAAAGCGAGGAUGCGACUACGAAGACAAAGAAGACCAAGAAGAACAAGAAGGUUACGGACAAGAAACCCGCUGCUCCUGCUGCUGGUGUCCCGCACGUGGUUGUCGAGCUGGACGAUGGCGACAACAAGGCUGCAGAUGAAGAUGAAUCGUCCAAAAAGCGCAAAUCGACUGAUGAAACGCAGCGUAAAAACAAGAACAAGAAGAGAAAGCAAAAAAAGUCGAAGCAGUAGAGCUCGUGCGUGAGCUGGAGAAAAGUAAUAGAGAACAUUGCAACACGUUACUUGUAUCUC
Messenger RNA from Phytophthora nicotianae INRA-310, 1370 nucleotides. RefSeq lists its product as hypothetical. NCBI's taxonomy places the organism in Eukaryota, Oomycota, Peronosporomycetes, Peronosporales, Peronosporaceae. The record is from RefSeq and is a predicted model, not a curated record. Gene Ontology annotation, molecular function: protein binding. Bases 261 to 1310 code for a protein of 349 amino acids. The transcript is spliced from 4 exons.